AUGAGUAACGGAGCUUACGCACACGUAGUCUUCUGGGACUCCACUGCCUGGCUCGGUCCAGCAUGUGUAUUUGCACCAACAUGCGCAACAUUGCUCUCUUUUACGGUCAAGACUCUCGUUAAUAGCUCAACUCAUUUCGCUAUGCGUGGCGGAAGAGACAUGCUCAUAUCAGAUGCUGCAACAUCAACACUGUCCGACGGCAAGGAGACAAUGAGUAUCGGACCAGGCCCGAGUGUCAAGCAUGGGCUAGCCUCUUCUGGUGGAAAGAUCAAGGCUUAUGAGGCUGUCCUUGCGGAUGGUACUAUUGCCACCAUAACCGCCAACAACAGCUACUCCGACCUCUACUGGGCACUCGGCGGCGGCGGAAACUCCUUCGCCUUGAUCACCCGCUUAGUCCCUCAAACCUUCCCAUCCAUCACACCCCUUCUCGCAGAUGCGCACUACGGCUCCACCAACGCAACUCGAGACGCCUACCUCGCCACCGUCCUCAGCAUGGCCCUUCACAACGACGAAGACCUCGCCGCAAUAACAAUCCCUGUCGUCUGCUGGGGACCCAACUACACCGCACCCUCGUACGAAAGCACACUCUUCUACAACGGCACGUUUGCACCAUCCUCCGGUCCAUUCGCUGAUUUCCUCCAACAUAACACAACGGGUCUGAGAGCACUAAAUGGCACCUCAACACUGCGCCCCAUCUCCCUCGCAUAAUACAGUGUCGCGAUGCGCUCAACUAUCAAGGAGGGCAGACAGUCCUACGGUCUGCGCCAGAAGUUUCG
Molecule: messenger RNA, 776 nt
Organism: Macroventuria anomochaeta
Lineage: Eukaryota; Fungi; Ascomycota; Dothideomycetes; Pleosporales; Didymellaceae
Exons: 4
Coding region: 1-708 (235 amino acids)
Molecular function (GO): flavin adenine dinucleotide binding
Source: RefSeq, a predicted model, not a curated record